This is a messenger RNA of Aedes albopictus (Asian tiger mosquito), 3607 nucleotides long. RefSeq lists its product as uncharacterized. The coding region runs from base 169 to 3516 and encodes 1115 amino acids. The record is from RefSeq and is a predicted model, not a curated record. The transcript is spliced from 13 exons. NCBI's taxonomy places the organism in Eukaryota, Metazoa, Arthropoda, Insecta, Diptera, Culicidae. Gene Ontology annotation, molecular function: oxidoreductase activity, acting on paired donors, with incorporation or reduction of molecular oxygen; iron ion binding; heme binding.
CCUCCCGAAAUGAUUCAGCAGUUGCGCUAAAAUUCGCUUCACCCAGCACAAACAAUGUUAGUACGGCCCAGGCCUUGAUAGAAUCGGGACUCAAGCUUCCCCGGUGUUGUCAAUUUUGAGCAGAAGUGUUUGAAUCGCGCGCGCACCAGAAGAAAUAAUCCGAAAAAAAUGCUUAUCUUGCUCGUGUCGGUGGUGGCAGCUUCGGUCGGCUUAGCCGUGUACGUUUAUCAGCUGUUUGCGAAUCGGUUGCACUACGCGGCGAAGAUUGGCGGUCCCAAGGGGUAUCCCAUCUUGGGGAACUCGAUCCAAUAUGGGACAAAGUCCCCGUCGGAAUUUUUGCUUGAGGUGGAGAAAAGCAACAAGGAGUGCGGAAAGUUCUACCGGCUGUGGAUUGGGCCGGAUUUGAUCUUUCCUAUUAGUGACGCCAAAUUGGUCGAGGCGAUUCUCAGCAGUCAGAAGUUGCUGGACAAAUCGGUUCAGUACGACUUCAUUCGGCCGUGGCUGGGAAAUGGUUUGCUUACGAGUACCGGAAGGAAGUGGCAUUCCAGGAGGAAGAUCAUCACUCCAACGUUCCAUUUUAAGAUUUUGGAACAGUUUGUGGAAAUUUUCGACCAACAGAGCAAUAUCUUCGUUAGUCAGUUGAAGUCUAAGGCGCUCAGUGGGGAGGACUUUGAUGUUUUUCCUGAGGUUACACUGUGCGCUCUGGAUGUGAUAUGCGAAUCCGCCAUGGGAACAAAGGUCAACGCUCAGCUCAAUUCGGACUCGAAAUACGUGAGAGCCGUGAAAGACAUGGCUACUGUUGCGAUGGCUCGUUCAUUUAAAGCGUUCGCCCGGUUCGACUUCACUUUCUUCUUCACCCCGUAUUGGGGAAUGCAAGACAAGGCGUUGAAGAUCCUGCAUGACUAUACGGACAGCGUCAUCCGUUCGAGGCGCCUAGAACUGGCCAAGGGCACCACUACGGCGGCCGAUGAAAACGAGAACGAUGUGGGAAUGCGCAAGAAGGUGGCCUUCCUGGACAUGCUUCUGCAGGCCACGGUCGAUGGGAGACCUUUGAACGACUUGGAAGUUCGUGAGGAAGUUGAUACUUUUAUGUUUGAAGGUCACGAUACGACCACUUCGGCCAUAUCUUUCCUCAUCGGAAUCUUGGGCAAGUAUCCGGACGUUCAAAAGAAGGUGUACGACGAAGUACGAACCGUGAUUGGUGAUGACCUGAACGUGUCCGUCACGUUGUCGAUGCUAAACCAGUUGAACUACCUGGACUUGGUGAUCAAAGAAACUCUGAGACUGUACCCGUCCGUGCCCAUCUUUGGCAGGAUGCUGCUGGAAAAUCAGGAAAUCAACGGCAUCGUCUUCCCAGCUGGUUCCAACUUGGCCAUCUUUCCCUACUUCAUGGGUCGUGAUCCGGACUAUUUCGAGAACCCGCUGGAGUUCCGGCCGGAGCGAUUUGCGGUGGAAACAUCGGCCGAGAAAACCAACCCCUACCGGUACGUGCCGUUCAGCGCCGGACCAAGGAACUGCAUUGGACAAAAGUUUGCCGUGGCGGAAAUCAAGAGCUUGAUCAGUAAACUGGUGCGACACUACGAGGUGUUGCCUCCGAAGCAGCCCCAACCGGAGAGGCUGAUUGCCGAAUUGGUGCUCCGGCCGGAUGGUGGCGUUCCAGUGAGGCUUAGAAGCAGGGUGAAAGCGACGGAAGAGGAACUGAAAUCGGUAGAAGCAGGCAAGGUGUGGUAUCUUCCAUUAAGCGUGGUGCAGAACCCCAAGAAACCGAACAAGAUCCGCCUCGUGUGGGAUGCGGCAGCUAAGGUGAACGGACGCUUACAAUUAGCAUUCAUGCAGGCAUUUCAAAACCGCCUCAUCGCGAUUCGAAGCUUGAACAGAAUACUCACCAAGAACCACAACAAAGAGCACAAUUCUCUCAAUCUUCAACUGUUGAUACGACUUGAUAGCUUAUUCCGUCUACCGGUUGGUACUAUCUUGCUAGUACUCGCCAACCAGUCCGAUUCGGUUCUGCCUUAUGGAAUGAUGGUGAUUCUAGUGCUUCUCUCCCUAGUGAUAACACUGUUCCUGUUGUUUGCCUUCGUUCACCGAAAAUUAUUACAAUUCCCAAAACUUGCCGGUCCACCGGAAUGGCCCAUCGUCGGAAGUGCAACGGAAAUCGUGAAUCUCAGCUCCAUUGAGAUAUUCAAGCUGCUUCGCAGAUACGCACAGCAGUAUGGAACGGCGUAUAAGCUGAGCUUUUGGUAUCAAUACACGCUGGUGUUUGCAAAACCGGACAUCGCCGAGAAAAUCCUCAACACCCAAUCGUACGCCUCCAAGUCCGAAGACUACGACAAAGUCGCCGAAUGGAUCGGCUACGGACUGCUCAUCUCCAAGGGUGAAAAGUGGUUCAAGCGACGCAAGGUGCUCACCCCGGGCUUCCACUUCAAGAUCCUCGAAAGCUUCGUGCGGGUGUUCAACGAAAAAACCGACGUCCUGUGCCGUAAACUGGCGUCGUACGGGGGCUCCGAGGUGGACGUCUUUCCGACGCUGAAGCUGUACACGUUGGACGUCCUGUGCGAAACGGCUCUCGGAUACAGCUGUAAUGCCCAAACGGAGGAUUCGUUCUACCCGGCGGCUGUCGAAGAGCUGAUGUCGAUUUUGUACUGGCGGUUCUUCAACCUGUUCGCCAGCGUGGAUACGCUGUUCCGGUUCACGAAGCAGUACAGGAGGUUUCACAAGCUUAUUGGGGAUACGCGGGAGUUUACGCUGAAAAUAAUUGAGCGGAAGCGCCAGCUGUUGAAGGAUCAACCUGAUGAAGUUGACCAGGAAGAAGAAGAGGGUAGUGGGAAAAAGAAGAUGGCGUUGCUGGAUUUGCUGCUGCGAGCAACCGUGGAUGGGAAACCCCUCUCGGAUGAUGACAUCCGAGAAGAGGUGGACACCUUUACGUUCGCUGGACAUGACACGACGGCGUCUGCCUUAACAUUUCUACUGUUCAACAUAGCCAAGUACCCAGAUGUUCAACAGAAGCUGUUCGAAGAGAUAAGUAGCGUCGUUGGAUCCACCACCAAUCUCACUCUUCACACUCUCAAUGAUCUGCGCUAUCUGGAUUUGGUCAUCAAGGAAUCGCUCCGGCUGUACCCAUCGGUACCGAUGAUCGCCCGUAUUGCCACCGAGAAUACCCAACUGGACGACAUGCCCAUCCCGAAGGGAACCUGCGUCAGUGUCGAUAUCUUCCAAAUGCACCGUGAUCCUAGCUGUUUCGAAGAUCCGGAACGCUUCAUCCCGGAGCGGUUCAACGCCAUCAAGGAGGGUGGCAAUCACAGUUCGUUCACCUAUAUUCCGUUCAGUGCCGGAAGCAGGAAUUGUAUAGGUCAAAAGUUUGCGCAAUACGAGAUGAAGAUAGCCAUUACGAAGCUGAUUCAGACCUUCCGGUUGGAGCUUCCAACGCCGGAUAUGGAACCGGUCCUGAAAGCGGAAAUCGUAUUGAAGCCUGCCGAAAAGCUGCCCAUUCGUUUCAUUUCUAGAUCUAACAAAUAACUUCUCAGUCAUUUUAAACAGUAGGUAAGCAAUGACAUGGAAACAGUUUAUUGAAUGCAAAUAAAACCCCUACGAUUUCAAAGCACAAAAA